AUGUCGUCGUACGACUCUCUCGCCGAGGCUGAGCUGCUGGCCUCGGGCGGCGCAGCGGGCGCGGCUGCGGCUGCGGCGGCAGCAGCCGAGGACAAGGCCGCGGUGGCGGCAGCAGCGGCCGAGGCGCACAAGGCACAGCGCGGAUUCAUCAUGCCGUACUACCGGCUGCUGCGGGACAACCGUGGGUUCAGGCGGCUAUAUGCGGCGUCGUUUGUCUCGACCUUUGGCGACUGGUUCAACUACAUUGCCUCUCUGACGCUCAUCACCUCGCUGGCAACGUCGCGCGGCACGGCCAUCUCGAUCUACCUCGUCUUGCGGCGCUUCCCACCACUGGUCUUUGUUCCGCUUGUCGGCUAUCUUGCCGACUCGUUUGACCGCCGCCUGCUGAUGAUUGUCUCGGACCUCAUCCGCAUCGUUGUCGUCGCCGUCCUCCUCGUCCUCGCCAUGAUCCACAAGGCCUCGCUGCUCUGGCUCAUCUACAUCUGCGUCUUUCUGCACUUUUCCUUCGCCGCUCUGUUUGAUCCGGCCCGCGCAGCCCUCGUUCCGCAACUUGUCUCUGCUGACUCGCUCCUCACCGCCAACGUUCUCGACGGCUCCACCCGCUACGCGCUGCUGUUCGUCGGCUCGUCCGUCGGUGGCAUCGUCACCUCGUUCUUUGGCAUCCAGGUCGACUACGUUCUCGACGGUGUCACCUUUCUGCUCUCCUCGUACCUUAUCUGGCGACUGUGGGUCGAAGUCCCGCUCGAAGGCGAUCCGGGCUAUGUCGCGCUCGCGGACUCGGGCGACAACACCGCCGAAGCGAGUCUCUCCUCCUCCGACGUCGAGAUCAAUCUGGGCGGGCGGAGCAAGGACUCGGCUGCCAGCAACGAUGGCGGUGACGCUGUCAUCUUGGGCAUCUCGUCCGACGAGGUCGAGGAGCAGGAGCACGCCGCAUUCGAGUACUCGCCGUCGUCAGAGGUCGAGCUCAUGCCAUUUGACACCGAUGUCGAGAGCGGCAAGAGACCAUUUGACUCGGACACGAGCGUGCUGGGCAAGAUCAAGGGUGGCUUUGCGUUUUGGCUCCGCAACCCUUACAUCCUCGCGCUCACGUGCAUCCGUUCGCUGGUGGCGAUCGGCGGCGGGUCGAACUUGCUCAACAUUCUAUUUGCCGAGGAAGUCUACCGGUUCUCGUUCGACCACGACGGCUCGCUCACGCUCGGCAUCAUGUAUGCCGUCGUGGGUAUGGGCGCGUUUGUGGGCCCGAACCUCGUCAAGCGGUUCACGCCACCGCACGACCAGGCGCGCGAGGUGGCCUUCAUCGGCGCCAUGGUGCUGAUGAACAUCGGCUCGUACGUGACGGCCUCGGUCCCGUCGUUCUACGUCUUCCUCCUCUCCAAUCUUGUGCGGGUCGCCGGAGGCUCGACCAUCAUGACCAUGGGAUCUGCGCUGCUGCAGACCAAGGUGCCCAACGAGGUUCGCGGGCGGGUCUUUGCCAUCGACAUCUCGCUAUUUACCCUCUCCUACACCACCGUGGUCGUCCUCGUCGGUCAGGCCAUCGACCACCUGCAUUGGUCGCCUUUCAAGGUCCAGCUCUACAUCUCGUUCGCCUACACCGGCAUGUUUCUCCUCUGCGCACCGUACCUCAAGUUCUUUUCGCAUCGCGAUAGGCCAAUCCGGUAAAGGCAACGACGCACGG
Thecamonas trahens ATCC 50062 is the source of this 1675-nucleotide messenger RNA. RefSeq names its product major facilitator superfamily transporter MFS_1. Gene Ontology annotation, biological process: transmembrane transport. Gene Ontology annotation, molecular function: transmembrane transporter activity. The transcript has a single exon. Bases 1 to 1659 code for a protein of 552 amino acids. Lineage: Eukaryota; Apusomonadida; Apusomonadidae. The record is from RefSeq and is a predicted model, not a curated record.